This is a messenger RNA of Naegleria lovaniensis, 366 nucleotides long. RefSeq lists its product as uncharacterized. The transcript is spliced from 2 exons. The record is from RefSeq and is a predicted model, not a curated record. The coding region runs from base 1 to 366 and encodes 121 amino acids. Lineage: Eukaryota; Heterolobosea; Eutetramitea; Acrasida; Naegleriidae.
AUGAAUCAACCACCAAAUCAGAAUGUUCCUCCAGAGAUUACACCUGAAAUGUUUAAACAACUGGAGAAGAAGUUUAUUCCGAGAAUUAUUCUGAAAACUGGAGCUUAUGGAUUCACUUUAGCGACCAUACUACUAGGAAGCUUUUAUGCGUUGAACGCAUUAACUAGAGAGGAUUACCAAUAUUUGGACACUGUUUCGUAUCAUAGAGACAUCAAGAUUAAAGAAUUCAAACAAAAGUAUUUCCAACAUCAUCCCGGGCUCAUUCCAACACCACACAAGAUGAAUCAAUUCAUUGAAAAGAUCAAGGAAGGAGAGCUUCCAAAACAACCAUCAGAAUCCAAUCAAGAACAAACCAAAGAAAAGUAG